Molecule: messenger RNA, 1263 nt
Organism: Postia placenta MAD-698-R-SB12
Lineage: Eukaryota; Fungi; Basidiomycota; Agaricomycetes; Polyporales; Adustoporiaceae
Exons: 10
Coding region: 1-1263 (420 amino acids)
Molecular function (GO): dioxygenase activity
Source: RefSeq, a predicted model, not a curated record
AUGCCUGAACUCUCUAUUCGUCGCGUGCGAGUACAAAUACUCUGCGAUGAACCAGAUGCCUGUCCGGUCAACUUGCUGGAAAGCGCCGGCAAGCGGACAAAACUACUCAGAUACGUUCAACCGGAGUUUCGCAUGCCCAGCCUCACCGUCCCCCAAGUUCCGCGACAUGUUGCUCCUCCUCCUACGAAGGAGAACUUGGAUUAUGCGGACCUAGCCAUAAUUGACUUCGCCAAAGUGCAUACUCCAGAGGGUCGUGCUGAGCUAGCCCUCGAGGUCCGCGACGCGCUCUCUGUCCAGGGCUUCUUCUAUAUCAUCAACCAUGGCUUGACUCAGCACGAGAAUGAACGUAUCUUUGAUAUUGCCGAUGUGCCCUUCAACUCUGUCCCAAAUGAGGAGAAGCGGCUGUACGCUGCGGACAUGAAGGGCGCAGGCUCUUACCAAGGAUACAAGAUGCGCUCGGUUUUGCACAUUGACAAUGGCGUCCUCGACCAGCUGGAGCACUACAAUACCGAUUCUCACCGAGCGACAUGGAUGGCAGUCAAUCACGACAUCGCCAGGAAGAAGCAUCCGAAGGCCCUUCAAACGCUUAUGCCCGAGAUCGAGUCUUUUAUCAAGUUCAAUCACUUUGAGGUGCUCCACAAUAUCUUGCGCCUGCUAGCCAUCGGACUGGAACUUCCUGAGGAAACCUUCGUCGACCAGCACAAAUUUGAUGUCUUGGGAGAAUCAUAUGGUAAGACUGAGACAGCAUUGAUUUACUAUCCUAGAACUGAGGAGGACGAGGAGAAGACCAAAAAUGUGUGGCUGAAGGGUCAUACGGAUCUCGGCAGUGUCACCAUUCUCUGGAGCCAGCCGAUCUCCGCUCUGCAGAUUCUCUGUUCAGACGGGAAAUGGCGAUGGGUCAAGCACAUUGACAAUGCAGUGGUGGUCAACUCUGGCGAUGCGAUGGAUUUCCUCUCGGGGGGAUUCUACAAAUGCACGAUCCACCGCGUUGUGCAGCCUCCGCCGGACCAGCGCGGCCUCACUCGUCUCGGCAUCUUCUACUUCGCGAUGCCGCAUGACGAUGUGAAGCUGGUCCCGCGCCUCGAUAGCCCUGUACUCCAGAGGGUUGGAGUGAAGCGUCGCUGCAGUGACGACCGAGCACCCACUAUGGAAAGCUGGCGGCAAGGUAGGGUGAGGAUGUAUGGGUUCGUACAGUUGAAGAAACGGGAGGACGGCAAUGAGGAAACGAUUGUGGACGGGCUUCCCGUCACGUUUUUUAACUAA